This is a messenger RNA of Rotaria sp. Silwood1, 2346 nucleotides long. The record is from the annotation of a GenBank genome assembly. NCBI's taxonomy places the organism in Eukaryota, Metazoa, Rotifera, Eurotatoria, Philodinida, Philodinidae.
AUGUUACGUCCACGUCGAAGUGUCCGUAACGGUGCUAUUGAAAAGAAAACAAGCAUUUCUUCAUCAACAUCAAAUCCUAUUCCAUCACCACCUUCUCCUCCUCAAAUAUCAAAUUUAGAAGAACCAGAGCAACCACUUCGUUUACUCGAACCACGAGAAUGUGUCGGACGAUCAAUUCAGAUUGGUUUAAAUGAAGAAAUUGAACUUUUAUUUAAAAAUCCUCCAUCAUCUGAUCGAUCAUCACCAACUCCUUCCGAACUUAAAACACAAAAAACAGAUUUUGUUUCAAAUGGUACAAAUUUAACUGAUGAUCCACCUAAAUUUCAACGUACUGAAACAUUUAUAAGAUAUAUUGAACCAUCACAAAGUGAACUUGAUGAAAUGAUAGAAUAUGAAAUGGAUGAAAUGGAUCUAACAUGGUUGAAACAAGUUAAUCAAGAACGUAGUAAACGUGGUUUACGUCAAGUUAAAGAAGAAGAAUUUGAAUUGUUAAUUGAUCGAUUAGAAAAAGAGUCUCAUUUUCAAGCACUUGUCAAUGGUGAUGAUUUAGGGCAAUCCAUUGAUGAAGAUGCUUUAUGUGUUAUAUGUUUGGAUGGAGAAUGUUCUAAUUGUAAUGCUAUCCUUUUCUGCGACAUGUGUAAUAUGGCUGUUCAUCAAGAAUGUUAUGGAGUACCUUAUGUACCUGAAGGUCAAUGGUUGUGUCGUCGUUGUUUUCUUUCACCAUCAAAAUCAGUUCAAUGUGUUUUAUGUCCAAAUCGUUUUGGUGCUUUUAAACAAGUUGAUGAUGGUGAACGUUGGGCACAUGUUGUUUGUGCUAUUUGGAUACCAGAAGUUCAUUUUGCUAAUACAGUAUUUCUUGAACCAAUAUGUAACAUUAAUCAAAUUCCGGCUGCACGUUGGCGUUUUACAUGUUAUAUAUGCAAACAAAAAAAUGUUGGUGCAUGUAUUCAAUGUGCUAUACGUUCAUGUUGUACAUCAUUUCAUGUAACAUGUGCUCAACAAGCUGGUCUUUAUAUGGAAAUAGAUGAAAAUGAUGAAAAUGAAUCAAUUGUUAAUGAUGAUGCAUCCAAUAGUGUAUCAACAAAUAAAUAUAAAAAACCACCACCAAAAGAUACAACACGUUCACCACCACCUAUACGACGACGUGCUUACUGUCAUCAACAUACUCCAUUAGAAGUUGUUCGAUCGAAAACAAAAGGCCGAACAAAAAAAGAUGAAAGCGAAGUAGAAGCAUUAGAACGUAUACAAAAGGAACGUAUGAAAACUGCUCGAAAAAUUUUGGCUGAAAGACGUAAAUGUGAUCGAUCUGUAUCAGUACCAGUUGUACCAAAAGAAAAAAUGGAAAGUGUUUUAAAUAAAGUAACUUUUUCUGAUCGUGAUAAUUUUUUUAAACGUAUUCAAGCAUAUUGGACAUUAAAACGAAUGUCAAGAAGUGGUGUACCUUUAUUAAAACGUCUUCAAAAUCAACGAUCAACAAAAAAAAAAUCUAAUAAUGCACAAGAAUAUACUGAUAAACAAUUAUCUCAACAAAUGGUACAAUGGCGUCGUCUUCGACAAGAUCUUGAACGAACAAGACUUCUUGUUGAAUUAAUACGUAAACGUGAAAAAUUGAAACGUGAUUUAGUUAAAAUUGAUCAACAAGUGCUUGAUAAUCAAAUACGUCCAUUACAUGUAUUUCUUCAUCAUUUACUUGAACAAUUAGAACAAAUUGAUGAUGGUCAUUAUUUUGCUAAUCCAGUGGAUGAAACUGAAGUUCCAACUUAUUAUAAAUUUAUAACACAUCCAAUGGAUUUUUCAACAAUGAAGAAAAAAAUUGAUCAAGAUGAAUAUAUUAAUUUAGAUCACUUUGAAAAUGAUUUUGGUUUAAUUGUUAAAAAUUGUCAUUUCUUUAAUGAAGCUAAAUCACCAUACUAUAAAGCGGCAACAAAAUUACGUGAUAAAGGUUUAAAUUUACUCAAACAAGCUCGACGAGUUUAUGAAACAACACGUUAUGAUCCACAAACUGGACAACAUAAAGAAGAAUCUAAUGUAGAUGAUCUUGAUUAUUCAUUUGAAGAUCGUCUUGAAGUAUUACUUCAACGAUUGAAAGAAUAUCAAACAAUCGAACCUCGAUCAAAACAUGUUGCUAAUUUAAAAAAACAAAUAGCUCAAGUUCGUCGAACAAUAACAAAAAAUUUAUCGAAUUCAUCACUCAAUAAUAAUAAUAAUGAUGAAUCUAUAUUACAACGAACAACAAAUGAUGAAUCAAUGGAAACACUUUCAUCAUUAUCACCAAAUGUUUCAUCGUUAAAUGUAACUAAAAAUCAAUCAGAAUUAGUUGAUCUACAAUCCAUAUCUCAAAUGUAA